AACAACUAUCCAAUCAACAAACGACUGAAGACGGAAGUGGCAUAUUUGAAAACUGGCCGUUGAGGGGAGCCUUUUUCAUCCUUCAUAAGAGAAACAGGAUUAUUCACAGGGUAAACACGAUGGAGGAAGAGGAGCACACAGACAGGAAGCAGCAGCUUGCAAUGCUUUUUAAAAAGAUCAACAAAAUUAAAGAGGGUCUCAAUGAAGAUACCACGGACAAGCUCAACAAGGUUAUCGACUCAAACUCACCUGAAUCAUGCCUCUCACAUUUGACAGACCUGGAGAAGAAAGGGGACCCCCACUUGGAUCGUUACCACCUAACUAGACUUAUUGACUUUUACACCCGAGUGUUCUCCAGUAUGCCACUGGGAAAAUAUUGUCAGAAUGAGAGCUAUGCUAGGAUGUUGGUCAGAUUUGCAGAGCUUAAAGCAAUUCAAGAUGUCAAUGAGGCGGAAGCCAACUUUAACUUGGCAAGAUCCCACAGCCAGAACUUUGCAUUUGUUCACAUUGCUCAUGCACAGUUUGAACAUUCUCAAGGCAACACAAAGCGAGGAAUUUAUAUAUUGCAGAAUGCUGUUGCACUGGGUGCCAAACCAAAGGAAUUGCUGGAAGCCGCCCUGCAAAGCAUGCAGGCUGGGAAAACACAACUCUCCUGUUCCUUUGAUAAAGAAAAUGUGCCAUUCUUGUCCAACAGCAAUAUGAACGAUUCUGUCAAAAAAGGCUCCGAAUUCCAAAAAGUGAGCAGAAUAUCAGAUGGAACAGGCGAACUGCAGCUCUCCAGUAUUUUUGGUCCAGGAACAGAGCUCCACGGUAGACCGUCAGACGAACAUCUACCCGGCUGGAGAUCUGGAUCUCAUCGCAAGAGAGCCGUGGGCAUGCCAGGGAGAGUUCCCGUAGUCCCUUUCUCUAUCCCAGAAAAAUAUGAUGAUGACGGCUACGUUCAUGGGAAGCCCCCAAAGAGAAGUGAUCCAUCAACCCUCACCAGUUUGUCCAGGCAAAGAUCUGGUUCGAACGUGAACCCGGUGUUUGGCCUAUUGUCCACGAGGAAAAAUGCUGUCGAUGGAGAUCUUCAACCACCUGCUGUCAGCCCAGAGUAUUGCCCUUGGGAGGACCUGGCAGCUGGAGACUGUGACACAAAAGACGCCUCCAGAAUGGAAGAUCCAACGUACAUCUUCGACCAGGUCGUCAAUACAAACUCCCCUGAGUCGUGUUGGACAUAUCUGGUGAACCUGGAGAAAAGAGGCAACCCUCACACAGACAUCAACCUCCUCAAUAAGCUCAAGGACUGCUACUCUAGAAUCUUCUCCAGGCUGCCAAUAAGGCAAUUCAGCAAAAACGCCAGCUAUGCCAGAAUACUGGUCCGAUAUGCAGAACUCAAGGGGAUCGAAGACCCAGAUGAGGCCAAAGACUACUUUAUAGUUGCCGGAUCUAACUGUAAAGGCUUUGCCUUUGUCCACGUAGCACAUGCCCAGUUUGAGGUUUCACAAGGUAAUGUGAACAAAGCGACUUCAAUUCUGCUCAAAGCCCAGGCAUUAAAUUCCAAGCCAGCAGAGCUCCUGGAGGUAGCCAUGCGGAAGCUGAGAGCUGGGGAGAAACAGCUUGUGCCCCCCACGGAGGAGGAACCUCCCACAGUUUUUCUCGCAGAUUUGCAAACAGGUUUUCCAGUAAGUGUGUCUGCUUAUGGGAGAAACCAGGAUCUUCAGCCUCCUGGUCGUGUCCCCGUGAGGCGGUCUGUGGAACAGCCUAAACCUGCCAGCAAGGAGCCCUUAUCGGAGUGGAAAAUGCCAACGCCUGUCUACCGCAAUGUUUCCCCAGAGGAUAAACGCACGACACCUCCUGAGCCCAGACCUGUUCCUCGUCUGCUUGAGUCACUUCCCACUUCAUCCCUCCAUCCUCCCUCAAGACUGAACUCACAAACGGUGUGUCAGACACCCGUCAGCUCCAGAAACCCCUGUGCCAACAGCUUUAUUACUCCUGUUGUUAAGCGAGGCCCUGAAGUGUCUUCCUCUGCAGUGGCAGCACACAGAGCUGGACCCUUUCAACAGCCAUGCACACCACUGAACCACACACCAUGUUUCCAAACUCCACAGGCGUCGUUGUCAAACGAAACCAUCACCAUUAAAGGCAAGCAGUUCUUCAUACUGAAGAUGAUUGGACGGGGUGGAUCCAGCAAGGUCUACCAGGUCCUCGAUCACAAAAAGCAGCUGUUUGCUGUGAAAUACGUGGACCUGGAGGAGGCAGAUGCUCAGACAGUAGAGAGUUAUAAAAAUGAGAUUCAACAUCUGAACCACCUGCAGCAGUACAGCGAUCAAAUUAUCAAGCUCUAUGACUAUGAAAUAACCACCAGCUACAUCUACAUGCUGAUGGAGUGUGGAAACCUGGAUCUGAACACAUGGUUGAGAAACCGCAAAACUGUGAAUCCACAUGAAAGGAUGUUCUACUGGAAGAACAUGCUGGAGGCCGUCCACACCAUCCACAAACAUGGAAUUGUCCACAGUGACUUGAAGCCAGCCAAUUUUGUCAUAGUGAAUGCUUCACUGAAGUUGAUUGACUUUGGCAUCGCAAACAGUAUCCAACCAGAUGUAACGAGCAUUGUGAAGGACUCGCAGGUUGGAACAUUGAACUAUAUGCCCCCCGAAGCCAUCCGAGACCCUUCAUCCAAGGCAGGGAAAGCAAACUCAAAGAUCAGUCCCAAAGGUGACGUGUGGUCUCUUGGAUGUAUCCUGUACUGCAUGACUUACGGUAAAACUCCAUUCCAAAGCAUCACCAAUCAGAUUGCCAAGAUGCACGCCAUCAUCGACACUUCCCAUAGGAUAGAAUUCCCUGACAUCUCGGAGAGAGAUUUGCUGGAUGUGUUGAAGAGGUGCUUGGUACGAAAUCCCAGAGAACGCAUCUCCAUUGCAGAGCUGCUGGCGCAUCCAUACCUGCAGCUGAAGCCACAAGUAUCGCCUGCAACAGAAUGUCCAAGUAGCCGUGAUCUCCAGAAGAUCCUAAAUGACCUCGCAGCCCUCCAGUCUCCCAACAGCAUCAUUAGAGCUGCUAAUAAUCUGGCCAAAAUGUGCAGCAGCGGCAGGAAGUUGGAUGUAGCAGAAUGUGCAAAGUCAUCAACCUAACUAUCCUG
Molecule: messenger RNA, 3121 nt
Organism: Etheostoma cragini (Arkansas darter)
Lineage: Eukaryota; Metazoa; Chordata; Actinopteri; Perciformes; Percidae
Gene: ttk
Product: ttk protein kinase
Exons: 25
Coding region: 120-3113 (997 amino acids)
Biological process (GO): chromosome segregation; mitotic spindle assembly checkpoint signaling; meiotic spindle assembly checkpoint signaling
Cellular component (GO): kinetochore; spindle; nucleus
Molecular function (GO): protein serine/threonine kinase activity; protein serine/threonine/tyrosine kinase activity; protein binding
Source: RefSeq, a predicted model, not a curated record